AUGGCGGGCAGCCCAGGCAGCGGGGCCUCCUUGGAGGGUGUAUCCCUGGGCUCUUCUGAGGAAGCUGAUCUCCGGAGGGAAGCCAUGCAGCAAGUCCUGGACAACCUCGGAUCGCUCCCCAAUGCCACGGGGGCUGCAGAACUGGACCUGAUCUUCCUUAGAGGCAUUAUGGAAAGUCCCAUAGUGAGAUCCCUGGCCAAGGCCCAUGAGCGGCUGGAGGAGACUAAGCUGGAGGCUGUGCGGGACAACAACCUGGAGCUGGUGCAGGAGAUCCUCCGGGACCUGGCCCAGCUGGCGGAGCAGAGCAGCACCGCCGCAGAGCUGGCCCGCAUCCUCCAGGAGCCCCAUUUCCAGUCCCUCCUGGAGACACACGACUCUGUGGCCUCAAAGACCUAUGAGACACCACCCCCCAGCCCUGGCCUGGACCCCACCUUCAGCAACCAGCCGGUGCCUCCCGACGCAGUGCGCAUGGUGGGCAUCCGCAAGACUGCUGGAGAGCAUCUGGGCGUGACGUUCCGUGUGGAGGGCGGCGAACUGGUGAUCGCACGCAUUCUGCACGGGGGCAUGGUGGCUCAGCAAGGCCUGCUGCACGUGGGCGACAUCAUCAAGGAGGUGAACGGGCAGCCGGUGGGCAGUGACCCCCGCGCGCUGCAGGAGCUCCUGCGCAGUGCCAGCGGCAGCGUCAUCCUCAAGAUCCUACCCAGCUACCAGGAGCCCCACCUGCCCCGCCAGGUAUUUGUGAAAUGCCACUUUGACUAUGACCCUGCAAGAGACAGCCUCAUCCCCUGCAAGGAAGCGGGCCUGCGCUUCAAUGCGGGGGACUUACUGCAGAUUGUAAACCAGGACGACGCUAACUGGUGGCAGGCAUGCCAUGUGGAAGGGGGCAGCGCUGGGCUCAUCCCCAGCCAGCUGCUGGAGGAGAAGCGGAAAGCCUUUGUCAAACGGGAUCUGGAGCUGACACCCACCUCAGGGACCCUGUGUGGCAGUCUUUCAGGAAAGAAAAAGAAGCGAAUGAUGUACUUGACUACCAAGAAUGCAGAGUUUGACCGCCAUGAGCUGCUCAUUUAUGAGGAGGUGGCCCGCAUGCCUCCCUUCCGCCGGAAAACCCUGGUGCUGAUCGGAGCCCAGGGUGUGGGCCGGCGCAGCCUGAAGAACAAGCUCAUCAUGUGGGAUCCAGAUCGAUACGGCACCACAGUGCCCUACACGUCCCGGCGGCCCAAGGACUCGGAGCGGGAAGGCCAGGGCUACAGCUUUGUGUCCCGCGGGGAGAUGGAGGCCGACAUCCGCGCGGGGCGCUACCUGGAACAUGGCGAAUAUGAGGGCAACCUGUAUGGCACACGUAUCGACUCCAUCCGGGGUGUGGUCGCCGCCGGCAAGGUGUGCGUGCUGGAUGUCAACCCCCAGGCAGUGAAAGUACUGAGAACAGCUGAGUUUGUCCCUUAUGUGGUGUUCAUCGAGGCCCCUGACUUUGAGACCCUGCGGGCCAUGAACCGGGCUGCCCUGGAGAGUGGGGUGUCCACCAAGCAGCUCACGGAGGCUGACCUGAGGAGGACCGUGGAGGAGAGCAGCCGCAUCCAGAGGGGCUACGGGCACUACUUCGACCUCAGCCUGGUCAACACCAACCUGGAGAGGACCUUUCGUGAGCUCCAGGCUGCCAUGGAGAAGCUGCGGACGGAGCCCCAGUGGGUGCCUGUCAGCUGGGUGUACUGAGACUGUUCAUGUGGACCGCACCCCUCCGGGCUGUGACCCAGAACCCUGAAUCCAUCCCCUCCCCCAGCCAUGACCCCCAGCCCUGAUCCUUAGCUCUCAUCCCUGGCCGUCUGGCUCUCCCUGGGUGAGGACGG
Molecule: messenger RNA, 1844 nt
Organism: Callorhinus ursinus (northern fur seal)
Lineage: Eukaryota; Metazoa; Chordata; Mammalia; Carnivora; Otariidae
Gene: MPP2
Product: MAGUK p55 scaffold protein 2
Molecular function (GO): protein binding
Source: RefSeq, a predicted model, not a curated record